CGAUUACGUGCAUUAAUUUAAAAAUUUCUUUGAACAUUGCUCCUUAAACUCCCCCAGCAAGUAAAUUUUUCUAAAGUUAACCAAAAAUACACAAAAGGUCAAACACUACAGACUAUGAGUAAAACCGACCCAUCAUACUGUUUCUUGGUUGAAUGGUUUGAUGCGAUAUCAUCUUUGAUCAAAAGAUUUCAGCUGAUAUAUCAUACGAAGAGUUCUUCCGUGGAAAUGCAUGAAGAGAAAACUAAUAGGCUUUUUCUUAAACCCACUAGGAUUGAAGGGCUGAAACUUUUUGACUUUUAUCUGGGCAGUACAGUCACUAUACUUUCUCGCUCUCUUAAGAUUGUUGAUUAUGGAGAUGAGUUCACUAAACGUGAAUUUUUAGGUCGUUCAGAAAGAUGUGUUGUUUUUAUCCCUCCGGCCUCUGUUUUCAGGGCUGGUGAAAUAAUCGCAAUGAUGGAGGACAAAUCACUGCGAAUCAUUAAUCUAAAAAUGGUGCGUUUAAUAUCGGAUGAAUUAAAAUCUAUUUUAUAUAGCAAAACGAGCCUUUCAAACAUGACUACACUAUUAAGCGAACUGACUGGAAAGAAUCUUAUCGCCUUGGAAGUAAUGGGUACAAAUGUUUGCUCACUCCUACAUGAAUUUAUUUAUGGAUCAAAAGAAACUAGCGAAAACAUUUUAUGCAAUCCUGAUUUGUUCAUGAUCACAUCAAAUGUCGGUGACUCAUUAAAACUAGCCCAUAAAAUAUUUGGAAAUCCUGGUGGACCAAAUUUCCAUGGAGCAGCAUUACUAAAGAACACAACAUUGUGCGUUAUACGACCACACGCAGUAUCUGACGGUCUUACUGGGAAAAUUUGGAGUGCAAUUACAGAAAAAGGAUUUAGUGUGACUGCAGCUAGUUUGCAUCGUUUAUCAAAAGCAGAUUCAGCUGAUUUUUUAGAGGUCUAUAAAGGUGUAGUACAAGAAUAUCCAGAAAUGUUGGAUCAUCUGUCUUCAGGGCCCUGUAUAGCAUUGGAAAUAGAUAUUCCGGACCCCAAUGUAAAUGUCCAUCAAGCUUUCCGCGAGUUUGCUGGACCAAUAGACCCAGAAAUCGCAAAGUACUUACGACCGGAUACACUAAGAGCUAGAUUUGGAGUUAAUAAAGUCAAGAAUGCUAUUCAUUGUACCGACUUACCUGAGGAUACUGAACGUGAAGUUAACUACUUUUUCAAUAAUCUGGAUAAGUAAAACAAUGUUGAAUAUUUUUAAAAAAAGCACAUAACACUGUAGAAUUUGUGUGAAUCCCAUAAUAUUGAAGUAAUCAUCUUCUUUUGUACAUUUUUUUGUGUCGAUCAAAACACGGACAACAUCACAUUUCAGAUAAUGAUCAAUUCCAAAGUAAUAAAUAAUAUUGUUUUCCU
Messenger RNA from Schistosoma guineensis, 1397 nucleotides. NCBI's taxonomy places the organism in Eukaryota, Metazoa, Platyhelminthes, Trematoda, Strigeidida, Schistosomatidae. The record is from the annotation of a GenBank genome assembly.